AUGUCAAAAAAACUGCUAAAGGUAUUGAAAGGACUGAACUACAUACAUAGUCAGAAUGUUGUGCAUCGAGAUGUCAAACCAGAAAAUAUUUUAUUGUCAGCCAAUGGUGUAAUCAAGAUCUGUGACUUUGGUGUAUCCCGCAUGUUUUGUUCAGAUCGAACACUAGAUCUGAGCACUGAAAUGGGCACUGUCUGGUACCAAGCCCCAGAAAUGCUGAUGGAAUCAACAAAAUAUGAUGCUACUGUAGACAUUUGGUCAGUUGGUAUUUUGUUUACGGAAUUGAUCAACAAGAUGCCUCUUGUCACAGAAGACACAAUUAUCAGUCAAUUAUAUGGAAUUACAAAAAUACUGGGUAAUGAAAACUGUGACUUGACAGUCGUAGACAAGUAUUUACGCAAACACGGUUUUAGCCUUAAUUUAGAGGCUAGCUAUGCACCGCUGUCUCAAUCUUAUAUAAUCUCAAAAACUGCCAUGGCACUUCGAAAAGUGUAUACCUGGUGGCCGACAUACCUGAUGGAAAUAGUGACAUAUUGUCUGCAGUUUAACCCAAAUAACCGCAAAAAUGCUGCACAAUUACUAGACAUGAAGUUUUUCACUGCUGGAACAUUCUUGUUACACUUUAAUAAAGAGCUGAAAAUCAAACUGGAAAAUGACAAUGCAAGAUACCAAUAA
This is a messenger RNA of Rhopalosiphum maidis (corn leaf aphid), 672 nucleotides long. Its product is annotated as cyclin-dependent kinase-like 2. Gene Ontology annotation, biological process: intracellular signal transduction; protein phosphorylation. Bases 1 to 672 code for a protein of 223 amino acids. The transcript is spliced from 2 exons. Gene Ontology annotation, cellular component: nucleus; cytoplasm. Gene Ontology annotation, molecular function: ATP binding; MAP kinase activity. The record is from RefSeq and is a predicted model, not a curated record. Lineage: Eukaryota; Metazoa; Arthropoda; Insecta; Hemiptera; Aphididae.